UCACACUCACUCUCACCAGAAGCUACCCGGCCCAGCCGCCGCCAGCGAGCUCAGCUCAGCUACCCCAGCUCCGCCCUGUCCCUGUAGCUUUAGCUCCCUUUCUCUCCAUGGCGUCAGAGGAGGCAGAGCCACUGCACUACACGACCACCGUGCUGAGGGUCUCCAUCCACUGCGAGGGGUGCAAGAAGAAGGUCAAGAAGGUGCUCCUCGCCAUCGAAGGCGUGUACAAGGUGACCAUCGACGCGGCGCAGCACAAGGUGACGGUCACCGGCAGCGUGGCCGCCGACGCGCUCGUCAGGCGGCUGCUCAAGUCCGGCAAGCAGGCCGCGCUCUGGCCCGUGCCGGCACCGGCACCUGCCGAGCCCAAGAAGGAGAAGGGCGAGGAGGCAGUUGCCGCCACGUCUCCGGGGAAAAAAGGCAAGGGCAAAGAUAAGGCGGCCGAGGAGGCAUCGCCCGAGAGCUCGGAGAAGGACAAGAACUCCGAGAAGAAGCCGGAGAAGGACAAGAGUUCCGAGAAGAAGCCGGUGGAGGACAAGGUCUCGGAGAAGAAAGCACAGAAAACAGAGGCCAAGAAACCAAAGAACGACGCCAAGGAGAGCGAGUUGCCUGAAAACAAGGAGAAGGGCUCGCCUGAGCCGGCGGCAAAAGCGGCCAACUCCGAGGAGGCGGGCGGCGAGAAGACAGGCGGCAAGAAGGGGAAGAAGAAGAACAAGCAGAAGGACGCCGGUGGCGAUGUGGACGCCGCUGCAGAAAAGCCGCUGCCGCAGCAGCAGCAGCAGCAGCAGAAGACAAAGCCACAGCCGCAGGAGGAGAAGGCGAUGAUGCCAGUGCCAGCGCCGGCGCUGGGGCCUGACCGCGCACAUGCACACGGCGGUGGGUUCCCGUACUACGCGCCGCAGCCGGUGAUGAGCUACAACAUGGCGCACCCGAGCGCGAGCGUGUCGUACUACGCGCCCAUGCCGGUAGCGUCCAUGCAGCCGAUGCCCCCGCCCCCGCCGGCGCACAUGCCGUACGGCUACUCGCCGUACCCGCCCAUGAUGAUGCCGCCACCGCCGCCGGAGUUCAUGUACGGCCCGCCCGGCAUGAGGUCGUCCCCGCCGCAGGAGUCGUACAACAACAUGUUCAACGAGGAAAACCCCAACUCCUGUAGCCUCAUGUGACACCGCCGCUGGCUCCACCUCGCCGGACGCCGCCGGCACGGGAACGAGCUGUAGUUAAAAGGGGGAGGCUUCGUAAUAGAAGCCUCGUCUCGUGGU
Molecule: messenger RNA, 1256 nt
Organism: Lolium rigidum
Lineage: Eukaryota; Viridiplantae; Streptophyta; Magnoliopsida; Poales; Poaceae
Product: heavy metal-associated isoprenylated plant protein 35-like
Exons: 3
Coding region: 108-1160 (350 amino acids)
Molecular function (GO): metal ion binding
Source: RefSeq, a predicted model, not a curated record